GCCACCAGGCCAUUGGAGUUGUCAUUACGUGCAUAACCUAUAAAUGAUCAAUAAAUCUUUUGUUUAUUUUUGCGCAGGAUUUUAAAGACUAAAUAUCUCUUUUAAAAGACUAAACAUCUGUGAACGAUAGAAAUGCAGCGUAACAUACUUCGAGCAGCAAAUUUCCAGGUGCUGCAGAAACGCUUUUUUAAGAAGCAUCAUGUCAGGGUUAGAUUUGCACCUAGUCCUACCGGUAAUCUACAUCUAGGAGGUUUGCGUACUGCAUUAUACAAUUAUUUAUUUGCACGUCGCAAACAGGGUGCCUUCAUCUUGAGAAUUGAGGAUACUGAUCAAACAAGAAUAGUUCCAGAUGCAAUAGAAAAGCUACAAGAUGAUUUGUUAUGGGCAGGGAUUAUAUCCGACGAAGAUCCUAUUAGAGGUGGUCCUGUUGGUCCUUACAAACAGUCAGCAAGACUUGAAUUAUACCAGGAACAAGUACUCAAGCUUUUAGAUAAUGGAUCUGCUUAUUAUUGUUUUUGUACAGAAGAAAGACUAGUCUUGUUAAGGAAAGAAGCAAUGAAAUGUAGGCAAGUGCCCAGAUAUGAUAAUAGAUGUCGGCAUUACAGUAAGGAUGAAGUGAAAGAAAUGCUCAGAAAAAAUCGUUCUCCCUGUAUUAGAUUUAAGUUAUCAUGUACACCGGAAUCGUUUUGUGAUAUGAUAUACGGAGAUGUGACACAUGAUAUUGCCAAAACUGAAGGGGAUCCAGUUAUUAUCAAAGCAGAUGGCUAUCCUACUUAUCAUUUUGCGAAUGUAGUAGAUGAUCAUUUCAUGAAAAUAUCUCAUGUCUUACGAGGCAUUGAGUGGCAAGUGUCUACACCUAAGCACAUUAUGCUUUAUAAAGCAUUUGGUUGGGAACCUCCCAUUUAUGGACACUUACCUUUAAUAUUAAACACAGAUGGGUCUAAGCUAUCAAAGAGACAAGGCGAUAUAGAUAUCGAAUCGUUUAGGAAACAGGGUAUUUUUCCAUUAGCAUUAUUGAAUUAUGUAAUAACUGCUGGUGCUGGUGGUUUUCAUAAAGAACAAGAAGACCAAAACCUUUAUAGUUAUCAGGAGUUGAUCAAACAGUUCGAUGUCAAUAAAAUAAAAACGAGCUCUGGUAAACUUAUGCCUGAAAAACUGCUACAGUUAAAUAAAUUGGAAAUCGCAAAUCUAUUAAGAGACGAGGAGAACCAUAGUUUCUUGGUCGACAGAGUUAGGAAGUUGGUGCUAAAAGCGUUUCCUGAACGGAGAAAUGAUGGAAGUUUGCAGUUAGAUGACUAUCACAUAAUUACCACAUUGAAAUGGGCACAAAACAGGAUAUCCAUGCUCAAUGAUCUUGUCAAGACAGAAUUAGCAUUUUUGUGGGUUGUGCCAACUUCUGCGCCAAGUAUUAAACAAAGUGAAUGCUCAGAUAUGAUUAGGCUGUUGAACGCGGAAUUGGCUGAAAUGGAUGUGAAUAAUUACAAGACCGAUUGGAUUGCUCCAUAUUUGAAAGACUUUGCUGCUAAGAAAGGGAUUCCGUUUGCUGCUUUGAUGAAAAUUUUAAGAAGCAUUUUAAGCGGUGUAAAGGAUGGACCACCUGUUGCCGAGAUGAUGGAAAUCUUGGGAAAAGACAGAACAUUGUUACGAUUACGGCGUUGCGUUUCCUGAGACUAUAUUAUAUUAUAUUACACUGUAUAACGGCAAGUCGACUAUAUUAUCGAAAGCAAGUUCGAAGAAAUAACUUCAACUUGUACACGUACAAUUUAACAGAAAGAAUAUAACAAUUUUGGGAGUUCAGUAAUAUGUUUAAAGUAUCUUUUUCGAAUAACUAUUCCGCAAGUAAAAAUAAAAAUUAUUUUCUAACUGAUUAUAAAUUAAAAAUACUCUCUAAGUGAUAAAAAGAAAGUUCCACAUGAUCAGUAAAAGAAAUUCUAGUCGAAUAUACUUACAGAACGACAGAUAAUAUUGAAUCUUAUAUGUAUAUUUUUUUCUCUAUAUUUUAGAGUAUAUUAGGAAGAGAUAAAUGAAUAAAGCAAACAACAUUAUUUAUACAAAGUUUUAAUAGAAUU
This is a messenger RNA of Harpegnathos saltator (Jerdon's jumping ant), 2069 nucleotides long. RefSeq names its product putative glutamate--tRNA ligase, mitochondrial (gene GluRS-m). Gene Ontology annotation, cellular component: mitochondrion. The transcript is spliced from 9 exons. Gene Ontology annotation, biological process: glutamyl-tRNA aminoacylation. Gene Ontology annotation, molecular function: tRNA binding; zinc ion binding; glutamate-tRNA ligase activity. The record is from RefSeq and is a predicted model, not a curated record. NCBI's taxonomy places the organism in Eukaryota, Metazoa, Arthropoda, Insecta, Hymenoptera, Formicidae. The coding region runs from base 133 to 1668 and encodes 511 amino acids.